GGGAAAACAGAAAUCCUAAUUUCCUCCCCCUUCUUUCUACCUCUUCUCUCUCUCUCUCUUUCGUUCUCUUCUCCGCCCCUCUCUCGGUUAGGGCUCCGCCGUCCGCCACCUGAGACCACCAUCUGGCUGCUAUAAUUGGUGACAUGGCAGACCUCCAGCAACAAAGCCAAUGGGAGUUCAGCUGAACUUUUAUGAUGAACCAUGGCCUAGGAGAGUUUGUACCAUUAGAACAAUGUAAUAAAAAAUAGAUUGAAGGAUACUUGGAUUCUGUUGUUCGCUGGCCACAGUGUAUCUAUUUCUGUAACAUGAUGAUCAGUGACUUGGAAGUAGACUAUGAGUCUGAGGAGAAUGCUUCCAUGGUCUAUGCAGCAUUAGCUGUUGAUAAGGAGUUGCAGCCAGACAAAGUGAAAAGGCAGAUGGCAGUAUCAAAUGGAAAACUCACCGUACAUUUUGAGGCAGUGGAAGCAAGAUUUCUUCGUGCAUCAUUUAGUGCUUUUGUGGACGUCCUUACACUUGCCACAAAAACGAUUGAAGAAUUUGGACAAGGAAUGGAAUUGUGACACCCAUUCACGAUUCACCUACCUAGCACUGCUGUUUUUCUUUAAAAUGUGCUCUCUCUCUCUCUCUCUCUCUCUCUCUCUCUCUCUCUCUCUCUCUCUCUCUCUCUCUCUCUCUCUCUCUCGUGGUUUUGACAUCUUCUUAAACCUUGAUCUAUGCUGUAGUUUGUAAUUUUUUUUUUUUUUUGUUAUGAUUUAUGAAUACUAAUUUGAUCCUAACAUGUAGUGUUAUAUAUUUUACUUGA
Molecule: messenger RNA, 802 nt
Organism: Carya illinoinensis
Lineage: Eukaryota; Viridiplantae; Streptophyta; Magnoliopsida; Fagales; Juglandaceae
Exons: 6
Coding region: 306-560 (84 amino acids)
Cellular component (GO): EKC/KEOPS complex
Source: RefSeq, a predicted model, not a curated record